Messenger RNA from Misgurnus anguillicaudatus (oriental weatherfish), 3169 nucleotides. NCBI's taxonomy places the organism in Eukaryota, Metazoa, Chordata, Actinopteri, Cypriniformes, Cobitidae. The record is from RefSeq and is a predicted model, not a curated record.
GAACGCUUCUCCAAUGGGAACAGCAGAGGGGAAGUCGCAACACUGUAUCCUCCGACUUUACUACGAAGGUAAAGAGCAGGGAACGCAAUGGAGAGGAACCGCGUCAAAAUGUUCGUUUAAAGUGUGAAGAAAAGUAAGAUGCCCGGUUUAUUGUCAUGCCCUGGUGGUCUAAUAGUCAUUGGUAUAACAGCACUCUUCUCUGUCCACAUCAAGUCGGAGAUAUGGACCAAUGAAGUUUCAGACGUCCAGUUUGGCAGACUGGGCUCCAGGGUCACUCUCAGAUGUGAAGGCUACCAUGGCAGGUCUCCGGUGGAAUGGAGGCUCAAUGGAAGCUCAGUACAGAUCUCUGAGGGUUCUCUUACGCUCCUGAACGCCAGGCAAUCUAUGGAGGGCAACUAUAGCUGCCACGAUGGAAGUGGGACUUUACUGCAGACCAUCAAACUACGGCUGGGAUAUCAACCUCAUUUUCUACAGAUUUCUUGCCAUGUACCAAAUCAUGAAAAAAUCUACUGUUCCUGGAAUCAAACUAAGAAGACGCACCUGCCAACAUCAUACAUCUCCUCCUACAGUACUAAAGCUGAAGGGGUUAAAGCCUGUGAGCAGGAGUAUAUUGGGGAGAAUAAAUGUACCAUCACCAACCAUUCAUUCUGGAGCUCGAGGGUCUACAUUAAUAUCACUGAGAUCAACCCACUGGGAUCCAACUCCACCAUCUUAAAACUAGAUUUAUUAGAACUCUUAAAGCCAGGUCCUCCAGAGGCUGUUGAAGUUCUGCAAGUGGAAGGUCAGCCCACACAGUUACUGGUCCACUGGAAAUAUCCUGCAUCGUGGACUGAUGAUAACCCCAGUGCCUUUCCUUUAACUUUCUUACUGCGUUAUCGGCCAGCUGGCUCCAACUACUGGUCAAAGGUGGAGACCGAAGACACAAGUCUAAGGAUCAUGGAUGUUCUGGAGGGCCACCUGCAUCAGAUUCAGGUCAGAGCCCAAGAUGCUCUUAUCAACCACAGCCAGUGGAGUGAGUGGAGUCAUGUCGCAGAGGCUCGCCCGUGGACCGAGCCCAGGGAAGAGCUGACAGAAGACUCAUUGAAUAUUCCAUUCAUCAAUUCAUUUCCAGUCAGAACAACAGACAAGUCUCCAGAGUUCACGGAAGAGCUGACAGAAGACCCAUUGAAUAAUCCAUUCAUCAAUUCAUUUCCAGUCAGAACAACAGACAAGUCUCCAGAUUCAUCAAUAGAUCAAAACGAAGGAUUUGGGUUGUUGGUUAUGCUGUGCCUGUUUGCAGCCUUUAUGGUGGCUGUGUUAUUGACCAUCAUAGCACUUCUAUGGGUGAGACAUAGAAAACGGGACAAUGUGAAGAAUCAGGAACUGACCUCCAUGGUGAAGAUGAAGUCCAUACCGAUCUAAAAUUUGAGAAGUUGACAAGAAUUCUCCCCAAUUCGGCCCUCAUAGGGCAUCAUGAUAGGGAAUCACCACAACUGCCUCUGCGACACUGACUGACUACAAUGCCCACAAUCCACCUCUCCUCUCGCUGCUCAGGGGAUGGGCUCCUUUCAGCAAAGCUUCGAGUCCUAUGAACUGUGAACAUGUAAAGCUCGAUAAUGUAGCACAACGCAUUCGAAAAACACAACUAUUUCUUUCUUUACUUCUCUCUGAUCUAAGCGAAACUCUUGGACAAUUCAAAUUUAUAUUCCACAUAGUAUAUUUUUUUAUGACUCUUGCUUUUCUAUAGUCCAUUGUGACACCUGAAUGCUGUGAAAAGGCUUUGCAGUGGGCUGGAUUUGUGGUGCACACUGGGCAUUAUGAAGAAAACAGUGUUUUUGAGACAGCUGCUGUUUUUGGACGACACAAUCUUUGCUGUUUUGACACUCCACAAUGGACAAACUAUUUCAUAACAGCUGGAUAUAUUCUCAGUCGAUCAUUGAUUGUUAUCAGUCAGACAAGCGUGCUCCGCAACUAUAAAAAUGUUGAUGUCAGACUUCCGUCUUCAAAAUAUAUAUGCCAGCCUGAUCAUCAGUACAGGAGAUACGCAGUAUCACCGCAACCUUUGGUGAGCUAGCAGAGACCUUUUACAGAAUGAAUGCAUUUAUAUCUUUCCUUUUGUUGAAAUGGAUUUUUCAAAAGAAGAAAAUUGCAAUUUUCAGCGCAUUGAAUCGAGACAUGAAUGUAAAUCAGUCUUACAGUGUCAUCAUAUAUGGACAUAUGUGAGGUGAUUUGUUUAUAUCUUCAAUCUUCGGAUUUAUUUCUAUGUUGAAGCUAAUACGGAUUUGCAAUAUAUAAUUCUAUUGAAGCUUAUCUACAAAUGUAUAUUGUUAUACUUGUAUGCAGUUAUAUAUUGUAUAGAAAACUUUUAUUCAGCAUAUUUUUCUGGUCUACAUUCUCUCCAGUGAUAUAAAGCUCAAAUGCAUGCAUUGUGUCAUUUUUAAAGAUGACAAAAUCAGGGAUGCACCGAUGCAAAAUUCAAAAUUUCUUGUUUCUAAUUAUUAUUUUGUGAAAUCCUAGAAGUGCAGAACGUACAAACUACAAUUUUGUCGUCAUUGCUACCCAAUUAUAUCAUUGGCUUUUUUAAACAAACGUCCAAUGUCCGCUUUUUAAAAUCUGCCGAUACCAAUUAUAGGCCGAUACAUUGGUGCAUCCCUAGACAAAAUGUAUUAUUUUUACUGUAAUCGUCCUUUAGGUACAAACUAAAAUAAUCACAGUUGUCCAUCCAGGGACAUUAUUGGCCUUUCUGACAUCAGUUACCAUCUGUUAACAUGAUCUCACUCUCCCCGGUGUAUUUUUGAUGGUGCUGCUGACCUCAUACUUAAACACAAAUUUCUUAUUGGCUUUCAUACAAUUUUCGAUAUUUUGUUCUUUCUCUGUGCAAUAAAAAUAACUUUUGUAUUAGGAUUUCACUGUGAUACGCUGUUGUAAAAUUGAUUCAAGAUGUCUGUCAAGACACCUUUUUUUUUGCUUCUCCACGCAUACUUCCGCCAUUUGCUCAUAACUUCUGUUAUUUGUGCCUUUACUUAUUCCACCAGCACUUAUAUUUCAGCACUACAGUAUUUAUGGUGAUACCGGUCUAAAAGAUUGGUGCUCUUAUGAGAUUUCCCUUUAAAAGCUUACAUUUUCUGUCACCAGCAGGUUUUUUGGGGAAAUAUGAAAAGGAAAGAAAAGUAUUUGUUUAUGUAAUACA